Molecule: messenger RNA, 1137 nt
Organism: Triplophysa dalaica
Lineage: Eukaryota; Metazoa; Chordata; Actinopteri; Cypriniformes; Nemacheilidae
Product: G-protein coupled bile acid receptor 1
Exons: 2
Coding region: 1-1137 (378 amino acids)
Biological process (GO): G protein-coupled receptor signaling pathway, coupled to cyclic nucleotide second messenger; chemical synaptic transmission
Cellular component (GO): dendrite; membrane
Molecular function (GO): G protein-coupled serotonin receptor activity; neurotransmitter receptor activity
Source: RefSeq, a predicted model, not a curated record
AUGGCUGUAGUGACGCGAAACGACAGCGAUGUGGAGGCACAGUUGAUCUACACUGUCACGCUUCCCUUCUCCUGUGCCAUAGUCUUCUUCAACACGCUCCUCAUUCUGGGCAUCACAUGCAGCCGCCAGCUUCACAACUCGCAACAUUAUUUCUUCUUAAGCCUUCUGGUUGCUGACCUGUGCACAGGUGUGGCCCUUCCCUUCAUACCCUGGAUGGGUCUUAAUCGUCCUCUCAGCUUCUCGGCCUGCCUGCUGGUGCACAUCUUUCCCAACUUCAUCUUCCUGGCCUUCCUCUUUCACUUGGUGCUGGUGCACUACGAGCGAUAUCAGACUAUUGUUAACCCUCUGCGGGGGGGUCAACUCUGGCUACAUCGCCGGUUCUCGAUCACUCUGCUUGCUGUGUGGAUGCUGCCAUUGCUGUUUGCAUUGUUGCCUGCCUUUGGCUGGAAUAACAGGGCCGUUCAUUCAUGCUGUCCAGGACCGAACAGCUCGCAACAUUUAAACUGUGCAGUGUCUUCUGGAGGUGGUUGCUGUUCUUACCGCAACGUCUUUCCAGAUGCUUUCAUCUUUUUGGAGGUAUACGGUCUACUAGCACCUGCCGUCCUUUCCAUUGCUGCCAUGACAUGUCGUGUGUUGUGGAUCACAGGAGAACAGCUAAGGGGCAUUCGACGUCUGCAGCGUGGUGUAGCGAACAAGCAAUGCCUAAGAAGAAUGGACAUGCGUUACGCUUGCUGCGUGGCAGCCAUUUCUUUUGCCUUUCUGGCUUGCUGGGUCCCUUAUAUUGUUUACACUCAUAUGGGCAUGACAUUUUUGCUUAGCCAGGGGGAAAGAACCAGUCGAACUUGCCACAUCGUACUGUCCUGUACUGGAGUUGGGGGCAUGGCGUUGGUUCCCCUCCUUUUGGGACUUGCCAACAGGAAGUACACAGAUCCCGGCAGAAAACUGUUUCGCAAGGUUUGGUACCACUGCAGAAAUACAAAUGUGCAAAUGGACACUAGCCUGUGGAGUGGGAACGGUUUGGACCUGCAUGGUUUCGGCAAGUGGGACCGGGUUGGACCUGCACGGUUUCAGCGAGUGGGACCUCCUGGGUCGCGGGUGGUGGGCUCUCCCUCUUCUUCGUGGAUGUUUGCUCUGUAG